AUGGCAUCGUCGGGGAUCCCGUCGUACCUGCGCUCGACGAGCAGCAGCAGCAGCAAGGUCAAGAAGGACCCCAAGGCCGAGAAGAAGAAGACGGUCGACUUCCCCGUCCGGCGCGCUGGCGCCAAGAAGGAGGAGUUCCGCGUGCGCCCGCCGCCGGCGCCGCUCUCGAUCGCGAUCCCAUCGACGCCGACGCAGGUCGCAAGCGCGUUGGCGUCGCAAAAGGUCACCAAGCGCGCGGUGCCAUCGCCCAAGAAGCCGCUCAAGCGAGCGUCCACGACCAUCGUCGAUGAGCGCAAGGCAAUGCGGUCGCCGCCGACCACAAUGGCCAACGUCCCGAGCUACAUGCGGCAAACCGUGAGCCGCGGGUACAAGGAAGGCACGCUGCAGCACCCAGCCGAGCCGAGCUCCGUUUCACCGCCCAAAAAAGUCCCGACGCCACGCCAAGCGCACAAGGUGCCAACGUCCUUCAAGCCGACGACAACAACGAACGCGGUCGUCAAGCGCACACCACGCGCUGCAGAGACCCCACGAGACCCGAUGCUUCGCGCACCACCGACCAAGGAGCCCGAUGCAGUGGUCGACAACAACCCCGAGUGCAAGACGCCGCCGCCACCUGGUGACGAGCCUGACGCGCACCACCGCGCGUUGGUCGCUCCGCAUGUUGUGCCCGUUGCUUCGCCACGGACACUGCCCCAUCAUUCGCACGAUUCCAUGUCGGUGGACGAGGCAUUGGACCUUGCAGUCGCAAUGCGGACGAUCGCGUCGCUCCAAGACGCGGCCGCCAUGACCGCCGACGAGCUCGCGCGCCUCGAGGCCGAGCGCCAUGACGCGCUCAUGGACCGGGACGUGCUCCAGACCAAUUUGGACAAGAUGUCGGCGGCGCUCACGACGGCCAAGCAGAAAUGCGAAGCGCACGCCGACGCGGCGCUCACCUUCCAGCGGCAGCGCGACGGUCUCGAGACCGAGCUCCUCGAGCACAAGAUGGCGCUGACCGAGAUCAAAAAGCAGGUGGUCGCCUCCACCGAGGCCAAGCACGCGUCCAUGGCAUCCGCAGAGCAGCGCGUUGUCGACCUGACCGCACAUGUCGCGACGCUCGAGCUGGAAAAACAAGGUCGCGACAAGGAGCUCGAGCAUCUCAACCGUAUCUGCGGCGCCCUCCAGCUCCAAGUGAACGCGUUUGAAGCCGCCCAAGCCGAGUGGAGCCACAAAACCAGUCGCAUGGCCGAGAUGACAGAGACGCUGGCCACGCUGCAGCUGCGCGCCGAGGUCUCGGAAGACGUCCAGCGGCAAAUGGCAUCCGCGGCGAGUGACCGCGCAGCGCUGGUUGCAGAGUACGAUGCAAAGUUGGCCCACGAGCACGACAAGAUUACUCGUCUGGAAGCGCAGAUCAUCGAGCAUGCGACACUUGUGCAGGCCAUGCCGGCCAUGCCAGCCGAUGAUGCGACCGUGCGCGAGCUCCGGCAGCAGCUCGAACACGCGGUGCACGCACUCGAAGAUCACGACGUGAUGCGGGAAGCGACGCUGCAGCACACGUGUCUGACGCACGAGAUGGAGAUUGCGCGCUUGCAUGGCGAGAUCGAAUCGUACGUAGAGCAGCUCCGUGAUAUCGAGGCCAUGCUGACACGCGUGCAAGACGAGAAGGAGGAUCUGAGUCGCGACACGGCGACCACGGACGCGCGCGUCGCGUCGCUCCAGAGCCAGCUCGAUGAGAUCAUCGUCGAGAAGGACCACGUGGCAGGGCUCCAUGCGCAGCUCACGGCCUCGAUUGCGCAGCGCGAUGAGCGCAUCCGGGCGCUGGAAGCCGACGCCAACCGGAUGCAACGCGACGUCGACGCGGCAGAUGCCGACUGGACGGCGCGUUUGGAGGCGACGACUACCGACGCCGACCGGCGCAACGAAGCAAUUGAGGCAGCGUACGAAGUCCAAGUGCGCGAACUCACGGACGAACUGGCGACGGCCGUCUCGACCGCCGAGCACGCUGUGGCCACGCGCAAGCAGGCUGAAAGUGACGUCGUUGCACUACGAACCGAGCUUGCAGAGAAGGCGGCGUCGCUACAAAGUCUCUCGAGCGGCCACGGCUCGCGGGAGGCCGACUGGCUCGCAGAGCUGGAAGAACGUGAUGUGGCCAAUGCUGCGCUUACACGCCGUAUUGAAGAGCUCGAAGCAGCCAUCGCCGGGGCGAAUGCUGCGCGCGACGAGCUCGAGAAGCAGGCUGCGACGCACGCCGCCAUCACCGAGUCGUAUGUGGCCCAAGUCGCCGAGAUCGAGGCGGCGAAAUGUGCACUGCAAGACGACUACGAAACACUGCAAGCCCGCACCCAGUCCCUUGACGCAUCGUUUGCAACUGCAGAAGCCGAGGCGAAGCGCCACAUAUCGCAGAUCGAUGCUCUUACGUCCGAGCUGCGGCAGAAUGCGCUGGCGCACGAGGCCGAGGUCGCAGAUCUGGAGGCAUCGGUCGCAGCACUGCACGCUCAGUUGCAAGGCCACGCCGAGACGGCCCACGUAUUGCAGGCAAAGCACAGCAGCUACGAAGCCGACGCCGCGUCACACGCUGCCGUGGUCGAGUCGUUCACAGUACAGAUCGAAGCGCUUCAGACACAACUCGCAGCCCGGGAUGCGACCGAGGCCGAGCUUUUAGCUGCGCACCAAGAGACCAAAGACGCGCUGGACGAAGCCCGAUAUCAAGUGGACGAGCUGGAAGCGCGCGCGCACGACGCCGAGACUGAGGUCGACUCGGCGCAUGUCGCACGCAUUGACGCUCUUGAGGCUACCAUUCGCGAACUUGAGACGCGUUUGGAGGCAAACGCACCAGAAAAGAUUGCCGAGGCCCGCGCGGCAGUCGACGCCAUGCGCCGUGAGCAGAACGAAGCCACGGCGGCGCACGAUGCGCAGCUCCACGUGCUGCAAGAGUCGCAACGCGAGCUCAAGGCCCUUGAAGCUGCCAAGACGCGGCAAUUGACGACGCUCGAAGCAUCACACGAGCAGCUCGGGGCCGAACUGCAAGCCGCCAAGAAGACCAUCACCGCACUUCAGGCCCAGCUAUCGACGACGACGCAGCCCACUGCGGUCGCUGUAGCUGCCGUACCACGACCCGUCAUUGGAAAAGGGGUUGUGGUGGUGCAUUUUGGGUCCUUGGAGCUCCAUGCAGGCUUGCUCCACGCCGAUACAGCCUCGUAUGUGCCCACGUUGAAGCUCCCGACGCUUGUGGCUGUGCCGCAAGGCGGCGCUGCCGAGCUCCACCGAGUUCUGCAAGGGUCGUCGUACAUUGGGACCGGCUCAGUUCGCAUCGGCUACGAGAACGGGUACUUUCUUGGGCGAGACGCGGUGACAUUUUUGUACGAGCACCCGGACCCGGCGCUGCGCUGCAUUCUCAAACAAGAGCGCGUCUUCCAGAACGGCCAUGUCACGUCGACCGAGUACCUCGAAGGACUUCUCCACCAAGUCUUUACGGGUCUCGGCAUUGAUGACGCCAUCUCGUCCUACAACGUCAUUGUGACGCACAAGCCGCAGCUCGCCAAGGCGUCGCGCGAGGCGCUCGCCGACGUGCUCUUUGAAAAGUGCGCGGUCAAAGGCGCUCUCCUGGCCACCGAUGCGCUCAUGAGCUUGCGAGCCCGCGGCAAGAGCACGGGCCUUGUCCUCGACGUCGGCGCCGACGCCACGUACAUUGUGCCCAUCUACGAAGACAUGAUUCUGGACCAUGCCGUCGUUACGAUGCCGAUGGGGGGCGAAGCGCUCGUGGCCUUUAUGGUCUCGAUGCUGCUUUCCCAAGAGAGCGACGAGUACCACAAGAUUCCUUUGCGGCUCCAGCAAAAGAUUGCACGCGCGAUACUCGAAACCAAAGGCAUGGUCGCCAAGGACUUUGACGCGAUGGCCGAGAAGCACGGCCGCUUUGAACGCGCGCAUGUCCAAGUGCUUCCGACCGAGUCGCAACCCGUGUGGCAGAAAGCCGUGCCCCACAAAACCACCGCGGCGCACCCGUUGCAUGAGGUGUAUGCGUACCGACUACCCUCGGGGUCGACGCUCGAGAUGCACUGUGACGUCGAGCGCUUCAUCGCGCCCGAGCUCCUCUGGCAACCCAAGCUCAAUCCUGACAAUGCGUGCGAGAUGGCCCUUCAUGACGCGCUCGCAAGAGCCUUUGCCGAGAGCGACAGCCAGCUCCACCACGAACUCUUGGCCAACGUCGUGUGCACGGGCGGCGCCUGCCAACUCCCGGGCUUCAAGGCGCGCGUGCACCAAGAGAUCCAGAAACUCUGUCCGUUCGAGUCGCUGAUUGUGGUCGACGUGGUUGGGAAGGACGAGUGCGCGACGUUUGCAGGCACGUGCAUGUACGCGAGCUCGCUCAAAGACCGGUCUUGGAUCACCUCGGACGAGUUUGACGUCGACGGCGCGGCCGUGCUACACGCAAAGUGCUUUUAA
Molecule: messenger RNA, 4416 nt
Organism: Saprolegnia diclina VS20
Lineage: Eukaryota; Oomycota; Saprolegniomycetes; Saprolegniales; Saprolegniaceae
Exons: 9
Coding region: 1-4416 (1471 amino acids)
Source: RefSeq, a predicted model, not a curated record